Messenger RNA from Capsella rubella, 972 nucleotides. Its product is annotated as probable calcium-binding protein CML45. The record is from RefSeq and is a predicted model, not a curated record. Bases 183 to 803 code for a protein of 206 amino acids. The transcript has a single exon. Gene Ontology annotation, molecular function: calcium ion binding. NCBI's taxonomy places the organism in Eukaryota, Viridiplantae, Streptophyta, Magnoliopsida, Brassicales, Brassicaceae.
GCAACUUCCUCUCUUUUGCCUCUUCACCAGAACUUAUGUCCACAUUGACUUAUUCCUCAUCUAUAUAUACAUAGACAUGAAUCAAACUCAUAUCUCACACAUCUCCUCCAAUAACAUUCUUUGUGAUUCUUUCAUUUGCCUAGUUUAGUCUUUCUUUCAAGAUAUAGCAUUAACAUCAAGUUAUGACUGAGAACCAGUUUUAUAGCUUUAUAACCAUGGAGAAGAAGAGUUCUUUAUCUAAAUGCGAACAGUCAUCUUCUUUUUCUUUCCCUUUGUUUGCUCUGAUCAACUUCUUCCUCAUCGGGUUUUUCAGAUGGGUUUCUUUUGCUCAGACUUUUUUCUCCAGGUUCUGGCCUCUUCUUCAACACCAGCAGCAAUGUGUUUCCGAGAAGAAGAGCAAAGAUCUCGAGUUCCAAACUUCGAUCAAACGCGAAGAUUAUCAUGACGAUGAUGGCGGUCUUUUCAGAGAAGAUGUAGUGAUGGUGAUGAAGAGCUUAGGACUUCUCACCGACUCAGGAAGCGAGGGGCUUCAAAAACGAUACAGUUCCGAGGAGCUUUCCAAUCUGUUUGAAGAGAAAGAGCCAAGCUUGGAUGAAGUGAAGCAAGCUUUUGAUGUCUUUGAUGAAAACAGAGAUGGGUUUCUCGAUCCAAUCGAUUUGCAAAGAGUUUCGACAGUCCUUGGCUUAAAGCAAGGAACUAACCUUGAGAAUUGCAGGAGAAUAAUCAGAUCAUUCGAUGGAAGUAAAGACGGAAGAAUCGAUUUCUAUGGAUUUGUGAAGUUCAUGGAGAACAACCUCUGCUGAAGUCGUAUUUCCUGAAGUAACAGUCUAUCAAUUUAUGCACUUCUUUUCUUCUCGCUGUGAGAUUGUGUCUGUUUAUAUUGUUGUCACAGUACCUUGUAUAAAUAUCUAAACUUUUCGUAUCAAAAGCUCCAAUAGAGCGUAAAAAUCAAUGAGAUUGGAAAUAAUUCUC